AAUUUUACCCACUUUCCUUGUGUGUUACUGCAUUAAAGCCAAUAGUUCCUGAGCGGUGCAAUUACCACUUGCCAUCGAUGCAGCAGUGAGUGCGGCAAGCGAUGUGGAAAUAUGUUUCCCGUCGUAUACGCGAUGUGUACGACAAGACUGCCCAUGUACUAGAGGUACCUCGCACCUGGAACUGUGGUGCGAGCGAACGGUUCGCUGGGGAAUCGGCACCGGAUGAUGGAGUUUGCGGCCGUGAGCAGCAUGAAGCGAGCGGUAGACGCUACUGCUUGUUACAUGUUGCCCGCCCGAAUCAGCUUGGUGAACGGAAGAAUCAGCAGUAUGGUACCGGUUCGAACCAGUCGGAUCAAGAGGGCACCAGGCGGAAGGAAUACCACCAAACACCGAUUGAACACUCGUGGCUGGGUGCAAUAACAUGGACCAGUGCCAUUAUCUGUGGAUGGUAUACCACCCAGCUGCUCUGCCUUCAUCGUCGCACACGACGAUACGAUCGUCCAACCUUUGGUAAGGGCAUAACUUCCCAGUUACUGUUUGCGGCCUCGGAACAUCGUAGACUUUCGGCCCGCCAUUGUGAGCUGAUAGCGCAGCACUUUGGCUUAAGAUCUGCUGCUAGACUUGCUGCUCCGUUUCCGAAACCUUCCAUCACCGAUCAAAAUUGGGCAGUUGCGAAGGAGCAGCAAAGAAGCGCCCUAGUGCAAACGUUCGCCCCCUUCAUCCCCUAUGAUGGGCACGAUUUUGUGGAUUACACCGACAGAAAUCGUUCCGAGCUUCAGCGUUUCGUUUUUCAAAUUAACAACGAAACGAAACCGACUGUCAAUGCUCCGAAAGAGGAAUUCGUUUCACUGACUAACAACGUCCCCAUCGCGAAAGUACAAUCGCAGGACGUAGAACGAACGGAAACCAUCGAUGAUGCGUUUAAGAACUUACUCUCCGUCCUGGGUGAGAUCGAGUAUCAGCUGGGGUGUCGCAAUCUGGAGCUGGGAGACUUUGACUCUGCCGUGUCCCAUCUGAAGCUGGGCACCAGCCAUCGUCAUGCCGGUGCUGCUUUUAACCUUGGCAUUUGCUAUGAGCAAGGUUACGGUAUGCCGAAAGAUAUGCAUAUGGCCUUGGAAUGCUAUCAGCAGGCGGCCGAGCAGGGUCACCCGCAAGCUAUAUACAAUGUUGGAGUUUUUCAUGCCCGCGGGUACGCCGGAUUGCAUCCAAGUCGUUCGAUGGCGAAAAAGUAUUUCCUUGCAGCCGCUGAGCUUGGGCUGGAAGAAGCCAUCGCUACCCUUGGGCCGAAGUACCGACAUAGCCGAAAGGAAUCACUGGUGGAUAAUGAAGCACAUAACGGAGGUCACAUGCAGCAGUCGUUCCACUUUACACUGGAGAACGUUGAUCAGUUCCAUGGUACUAAAAUCCACAACGCGCAACCAACUGUACAGCUGCAUCUUGUAGAACAUAGAUUAUAGAACCGUUGUCCCCACUGGACACAUAAAAUGUUUGCUAGUUUCGUAGCAGCUGUGCUCAACUUCAUAUUUUUUCAUUUAGUUUAGUUGUUUUUGAUAAUGUUCAAUCUUUUCAUUCACUAAUUCGUUUUGCUACCAUCGUGGAGUGUUGCGACAUUUGAAUGCCGACAAGCAGUGCAGUAUCAAGGUCGUUUUGUUUGCGUUCAAAAUUUGUCCCAAACCCGCACGGGUCGAUUCGAAAAAAAUUAGUGCACGGUACUUUGUUUGGUGGUGUUUUUGGGGAUUUUCUACUCUGGGUUUAAAAGUUGGAUCAGAGAUCACUUAAGAAAAGCAAAACAUGAUACCUUAAAGCGAUUAUUGAACAAUCGCACGUUUGCCAUUGACAUGAUUGUUUGUGUGAUUUUUGUAAAAUUGCAGCAGAACGUUGAAUCAAUAAAAGUUGUUCCUAACGUCGACAAAC
Anopheles moucheti is the source of this 1914-nucleotide messenger RNA. RefSeq lists its product as uncharacterized. Lineage: Eukaryota; Metazoa; Arthropoda; Insecta; Diptera; Culicidae. Bases 102 to 1457 code for a protein of 451 amino acids. The record is from RefSeq and is a predicted model, not a curated record. The transcript has 3 exons. Gene Ontology annotation, molecular function: protein binding.